Molecule: messenger RNA, 1308 nt
Organism: Dracunculus medinensis (Guinea worm)
Lineage: Eukaryota; Metazoa; Nematoda; Chromadorea; Rhabditida; Dracunculidae
Source: the annotation of a GenBank genome assembly
CGAAUUAGUAUUUCCUCAAAUAAGUCUCGGGCAAAAGUGUGGUCAGUGAAGCGACUCGAUUUUUGGAAGAUCCCAUCGAAACCUGGUAAAGAAGUGCAUCUCAUGGUCAAAGAUUCCGUAAAGGAUCAGUUGAUUGAGUCAAUCUUGAGAAAUAAUAUAUCUCAUGUAGUAAUGAUUGAAGAUGUUGAAAAAAAAAUUUCGGAACAGAAAGCAGCUUCAGCAAAAAUGAAAGGAUAUAAUUGGCUAAAUGAUAGUCCUGAAGAUGGUAUUAAAUUCAAUCUCGGUCAUUAUCAUUCAUUUGCCUCGAUGGUCAAUUAUUUGAAUAGCCUUGCAAUAAAUCAUCGUGAAAUCGUCCAAGUCAUGUCAAUCGGUACGACCCAUGAAGGCAGACAAAUUCCACUUAUCAAGAUUGGUUACCCAAGCAUAACAAAUAAGCCAGCAAUAUGGAUAGAUGGCGGUAUACACGCACGUGAAUGGGUCGCUCCAGCAUCCGUACUCUAUAUGAUAAAUCAACUUGUGCUCAAUUACAAUAAGGAUCCACAAAUUUACGAGCUUGUGAAUUCACUAGAUUGGUAUAUCGUGCCAUUGCUAAAUCCAGAUGGAUAUGAGUAUAGUAGAAGCAGCACUAAUCCUGAAAUCAGGCUAUGGCGCAAAAAUCGUUCCCCUGUUGCUUGUAAUCAAAUUCAUCGAUCUGUAUUUGCAACAGCUCGCUCGCAGUGUUGCCAAGGAGUCGAUUUGAAUCGAAAUUUUGACUGGCAUUUUGGAGUUGAAGGAUCAUCGACUGAUCCAUGCUCUGAAAUUUACCAGGGCUCAUAUGCAUUUAGUGAACCUGAAACACGAGCAGUUCGAGAUUUUAUUGCUGUGCAUCGAGAUCAGAUCAAAGCAUUUUUAACAUUCCACAGUUAUUCGCAGAUCCUAAUGUAUCCAUUUGGACAUCAAGUUCGGACUUAUUCGAAUGACGUCGAUGAGUUGAAAAAUACUGCUGUACAGGCUGCUAAUGCUCUUGGCUCUUUAUAUGGAACGGUUUAUAUGGUUGGAACUGGUGCAGAUACGCUUUAUCCAGCUUCUGGAGGUUCAGAAGAUUGGGCAAAAGGAAGAAUUGGUAUCAAAUAUUCGUAUCUUUUUGAAUUAAGACCAGAAGAAAAAGUUUAUGAUGGCUUCCUGCUUGCUGAGAAUCAGAUCAUUCCAACAGCAAGAGAAACAUUUGAAGCAGUUAAAGUGAUCGCUAGGAAAACUCUCAGGUUAUCAAGUCAACAGGCUAUUCAUACAAGAGCAAAAUCUACCAGGGUAUCUUCUUUUAUAUUUUAA